AUGCAGCGGAGAGGCGGAUAUGGAAUACCGCAGCAGCGUGCAGGGUCAAAGACAGCCGGCCCCCCAUGUCAGUGGUCUAGGAUGGCCAGUGAAGCCACCAGCAUCCCCAGUCCUGUGGUGCGCCAGAUUGACAAGCAGUUUCUGAUUUGCAGUAUAUGCCUGGAGAGGUACAAGAAUCCCAAGGUUCUCCCCUGUCUGCACACUUUCUGCGAGAGGUGCCUGCAGAACUACAUCCCCGCCCACAGCUUAACCCUCUCCUGCCCCGUGUGCCGCCAGACCUCCAUCCUGCCCGAGAAGGGGGUGGCCGCGCUGCAGAACAACUUCUUCAUCACCAACCUGAUGGACGUGCUGCAGCGAUCUCCAGGCAGCAGCGCCGAGGAGUCCUCCAUUCUGGAGACCGUCACUGCCGUGGCUGCAGGGAAGCCUCUGUCGUGCCCAAACCACGAUGGGAAUGUGAUGGACUUCUACUGCCAGUCCUGCGAGACCGCCAUGUGUCGGGAGUGCACGGAGGGGGAGCACGCGGAGCACCCCACCGUGCCCCUCAAGGACGUGGUGGAGCAGCACAAGGCUUCGCUCCAGGUGCAGCUGGACGCCGUCAACAAAAGGCUCCCAGAAAUAGAUUCUGCUCUUCAGUUCAUCUCGGAAAUCAUCCAUCAGUUAACCAACCAAAAGGCCAGCAUUGUGGAUGACAUCCAUUCUACUUUUGAUGAACUCCAGAAGACUUUAAACGUGCGCAAGAGUGUGCUGCUCAUGGAGCUGGAAGUCAACUAUGGCCUCAAACACAAGGUCCUCCAGUCGCAGCUGGACGCCCUGCUCGAGGGCCAGGAGAGCAUCAAGAGCUGCAGCAGCUUCACGGCGCAGGCCCUCGACCACGGCACGGAGACGGAGGUGCUGCUGGUGAAGAAGCAGAUGAGCGAGAAGCUCAACGAGCUGGCGGACCAGGAUUUCCCGCUGCACCCGCGAGAAAACGACCAGCUGGACUUCAUCGUGGAGACCGAGGGGCUCAAGAAGUCCAUCCACAACCUCGGGACGAUCCUGACCACCAACGCCGUCGCCUCCGAGACGGUGGCGACGGGCGAGGGGCUGCGGCAGACCAUCAUCGGGCAGCCCAUGUCCGUUACCAUAACAACCAAGGACAAAGACGGCGAGCUGUGCAAGACGGGCAACGCCUACCUGACGGCGGAGCUGAGCACGCCGGACGGCAGCGUGGCCGACGGGGAGAUCCUGGACAACAAGAACGGCACGUACGAGUUCCUCUACACCGUGCAGAAGGAGGGCGACUUCACGCUGUCGCUGCGCCUCUACGACCAACACAUCCGCGGCAGCCCGUUCAAGCUGAAGGUGAUCCGCUCGGCGGACGUGUCCCCCACCACCGAGGGCGUGAAGCGGCGCGUGAAGUCCCCGGGCAGCGGCCAUGUGAAGCAGAAGGCUGUCAAGAGGCCCGCCAGCAUGUACAGCACCGGGAAGCGAAAAGAGAACCCCAUCGAAGACGACCUGAUCUUCCGCGUGGGUACCAAAGGAAGAAACAAAGGAGAAUUCACAAAUCUUCAAGGGGUAGCAGCAUCUACAAGUGGAAAGAUAUUGAUUGCUGACAGUAACAACCAAUGUGUGCAAAUAUUUUCCAAUGAUGGACAGUUCAAAAGUCGUUUUGGCAUACGAGGACGCUCUCCUGGGCAGCUACAGCGUCCCACAGGAGUAGCUGUGCAUCCCAGUGGGGACAUAAUCAUUGCUGAUUAUGAUAAUAAAUGGGUUAGCAUCUUCUCAUCAGAUGGGAAGUUUAAGACAAAAAUCGGAUCAGGAAAGCUGAUGGGGCCCAAAGGAGUGUCUGUGGACCGCAACGGGCACAUCAUCGUGGUGGAUAACAAGGCGUGCUGCGUGUUUAUCUUCCAGCCAAAUGGAAAAAUAGUCACCAGGUUUGGUAGCCGAGGAAAUGGGGACAGGCAGUUUGCAGGUCCCCAUUUCGCAGCUGUAAAUAGCAAUAAUGAGAUUAUUGUUACAGAUUUCCAUAAUCAUUCUGUCAAGGUGUUUAAUCAGGAAGGUGAAUUCAUGUUGAAGUUUGGCUCAAAUGGAGAAGGAAACGGGCAGUUUAAUGCUCCCACGGGCGUAGCGGUGGAUUCAAACGGAAACAUCAUCGUGGCCGACUGGGGGAACAGCAGGAUCCAGGUUUUUGAUGGAAGUGGGUCGUUUUUGUCCUACAUUAACACGUCUGCUGAUCCACUCUAUGGCCCCCAGGGCCUGGCCCUAACUUCAGACGGCCACGUGGUGGUUGCAGACUCUGGAAACCACUGUUUCAAGGUCUACCGGUACUUACAGUAA
Rangifer tarandus platyrhynchus (Svalbard reindeer) is the source of this 2316-nucleotide messenger RNA. The record is from the annotation of a GenBank genome assembly. Lineage: Eukaryota; Metazoa; Chordata; Mammalia; Artiodactyla; Cervidae.